UCUCAGUAAACAGUAUUCUAAUUUAUCUCUCUUUUUUAAAAUUCAGGAACGUAAUAUUUUCAACAAAAUCUUUGGUGGGUUUCUGAUGAGGAAAGCCUUUGAGUUGGCUUGGGCAAAUGCAUGCCUCUAUGGGAAUUCGCGGCCUCAUGCAAUCGCUGUCGAUGACAUCUUGUUUCAGAAACCAGUUGAGAUUGGCUCCCUGCUGUACCUUUCAUCACAGGUUUGUUAUACUGAAGACAAGUACAUCCAGGUCAGAGUGCACAGUGAAGUUGUAGACCCGCUCACACAAGAGCACAGCACCACCAAUAUCUUCCAUUUCACCUUUGGUUGUGAGACACAAGUGAAGCAGGUCAUCCCUAAGACUUACGGAGAAUCUAUGCUUUACUUGGAUGGAAAACGACACUUUAAAGCACGAGUCAUCAAAAACUGAAGUCUGGCAAACCAGCCUCUGUCCAAAUAGACAGUCUGAAUAUUAAUAAUAUCAGUCUAAAAUGCAGGAUUAAAGAUAUGUAUUUGUUUUUGCAUAUUAGGUCAUUUUUUUGUUUAAAAACUGCUUUUAUACUUUUCUAACUAUAUUUAAAUAUCUUGCAGUUGCUUCACUAAUUUUAAUAGUAUGCCAUUGCUUAAGAAGUUUGCGGUAUACAGUACAGGAGAAACAUGUAUUUAACUGCUAAGCUACAUAACAAAUUGCCAUUAUAGUGUCGCUGAAACGUAGAACUGACCAUUGGUGAUUACAGUGCACAAGAACUAGUGUGAGAUUCAUUUUCUAUUUUAACACGCAUUAACCAUAAGCAGACAGCGGACCACAGUAAAAACACAUGCACCUUUAUCAGCUACAGUAAUGCUUCAGUCCUUUUAGUUCCAUAGCUGUGUUUAUUCAUCUAGGGUGCAAUUGGCUGAGACAGCCAGCACUAGAUAUGAAGAGGAGCUUUCCCACAUGUGGUAUCUCUACUGGGUAGAAAGGAAACCACAUUAAAUAGUACACUAAUAUCAUUUAAAUACCUGUUAAAUGUACACCGGCAAAAUGUCAAGAUGUUGCUUUUUUUUUUAAUUUUAAAAUCAAAGCAUGUACCAGAUAUGUUACAAGUAUUUUGCUUUCUGUUUACCCAAAGCGCAUUGAAAGUGAACCAUGUUUACAGGGGUUUCUUUGCUCUUUCAUAUAUACAUCCAAAUAUAUUUGCGCUAUAUACUUGAUUUGCUACCAAGCUUACACAGUGCUGUUAUGCGCGGGGGGCAGGUUUCCUUGCACAGGUAUACGGUUUAUAUCCACUUAUAUUUGUAUGGUGUCACAGAACCUUUUUUUUUAAAAGGAAUGGGUCAUCUCCAUAUCCAUGCUGUGGGAUAUUCAAGGUUAUGCGUUUUAAUGAUUUGAAACAACUGCCUAUAAUGCCUUCAUGAAAAAUACCAAAAUAUUGUGUUUUUGAUUGUGACAUUCAGCUAAAGAGGAUCACUGUAAACAUAUUUGGGGUGGAUAAUUCAGGCAUAUGUUCAUUUUAAUAGUACAGACACAUGCAGUGAAAGGUUUUCAUAGCCUACUAAUUGCCUUACAAAGCUGUACUUUCCAUGAAUAGUUGCUCCUGAAUGACUUAGUGGAAGCUUUCAUGAUUCUGUCAGUUUUCACAAAUUAUCUUCCUGAAUAGAUGAGUAGAUAUUUAUCUGAAAAAAGAAAGAUGGACUUUUUUUUCAAUCUCUGGAAAUCUGGAUUAGAAUCUAAUUGGAUGGAUUAAAUAAAAGCUACAAGGGUCUGCCACUAAAAACAUUUUGGGCUCUUUGAACUUAAUGAUUGCAGAACACGAAACUGACAUUUCAAAUUGAAACAUCUGGAGUCACUACCAGUACAGUAGAAAAUGUUCUUUUAAGGUCAGACAGCAAUGAAGUGUGCACUGCCUCUGGAAAAGCACCUUAUUUUAGAGCCGUCAACAGGAUUACGUUUUCUAUAUCUUGUUCUGUGAACAGACGAGCAAGUGUGAAUUAUUCUGUUGUAUUUUCACAGUUCUACAUGCCAUAUUAAGACACAAAAACAUGACUGAUUGAUGUAUGUCUUAUCAGAGGCAUGUUUUAGUUUUCUUUAAUAGUAAAGCUGGAAAGACUGUAAUAGUUUCUGAAUAAUGCCAGACAAGGGAUGAUGAUUUAUCAGUUGUGCAUGGAGGUUGAAUGAAUAAAGGUGUUUUUUUUUAAAUCAUGGAGAA
Messenger RNA from Rhincodon typus (whale shark), 2189 nucleotides. Its product is annotated as acyl-coenzyme A thioesterase 9, mitochondrial-like. The transcript has 4 exons. Gene Ontology annotation, molecular function: fatty acyl-CoA hydrolase activity. Bases 86 to 430 code for a protein of 114 amino acids. Gene Ontology annotation, biological process: acyl-CoA metabolic process. Gene Ontology annotation, cellular component: mitochondrion. The record is from RefSeq and is a predicted model, not a curated record. NCBI's taxonomy places the organism in Eukaryota, Metazoa, Chordata, Chondrichthyes, Orectolobiformes, Rhincodontidae.